Talaromyces stipitatus ATCC 10500 is the source of this 1062-nucleotide messenger RNA. RefSeq lists its product as uncharacterized. The record is from RefSeq and is a predicted model, not a curated record. The transcript has 4 exons. NCBI's taxonomy places the organism in Eukaryota, Fungi, Ascomycota, Eurotiomycetes, Eurotiales, Trichocomaceae. Bases 7 to 1062 code for a protein of 351 amino acids.
CUUUCGAUGGGUUUUCAAUCUCUUCCGGGAGCAGCAACAUCAAUGGUUGAUCAUUAUAUAUCUCCCACUCCAGGAAUGGAUGGGUUUUCCCGGCAUGGAACUUCGUCUUCAUCCUCGCAAUCUUCAUACUUCGGGAGCGCAGCGCCUUCUCCUGUGAUUUACCAGCAAAGUGGAGGUCAUGGUUUUCAAAAUUCCCGAGCUUAUACAGAUAUGGAAUCCAACCGGCCUAUGCCGCAGGCCACUCCGGUUGACUAUCAGACCUACUAUGCCCAACCAGCAAACUCAUCAAGGCAUAGACGCUAUUCCAGCGCAUCCAUCGCCCAGGCCCCUAUUGGACGGCCGCAUCGUCAUGUUUCGGUACAUUCUGAAUGGGACACGGCUGCUAGAAUCUCCCCCGAUGUGUACAUGCAUGAUGUGGACUCUCCUCGAUCCUAUGAAACUCGCGAAUACGUGGUAGAAACCAGCAAAUCCCGUCAUGGUGACAAGGCUAGCAAGACAGGUAGUGUAAAAUAUCAUUCACAAAGGCGACCAUCCAACCGCGAUGAAUUUGAUGGGCCACAUCAACUCCUGGAACCACCAUCACCAAAGACCAUUGCAGCCCAGGAACGUGAACUGCCCACUCUACCUACUAACCUCGAUGUCUCAGAGCAAGACCGCAUCUUGUGUGAGGUUAAUGAUCGCCUCUCUCGAUGUGCGUUUGACUUUGUUGCCAAAUAUCAAUUCCCAAUUCCCAUUGAACCGGAUAAAAGACAGGUGAGGGUACCAGCGGAUCGUGAAUGGACGGAAUGGGUGUAUUUGUUGAAAAGAUUGGCCACCAAACGCCGGAUUCCUGCCAGGCUUGUUACCGUUUUGGAGAAUUCCUUGGAGAUGCGUCAUGCCGCAAAACAUCAGUCCAGGCCAGUAAAGGAUGACCGGAAUGUAUUGCAACUUGUUUCCGCUGGAACCCAGGUUGCUAAGAUCCUCAAGGAUGCCACUGCCAUGGAAUAUUUGGACCGUCUUUACCAGGAAACCGAACGAAGAAUUAAGGAACGACAGAACCGUCGUGUCAAAUUUGCCUCUUGA